Molecule: messenger RNA, 506 nt
Organism: Anisakis simplex (herring worm)
Lineage: Eukaryota; Metazoa; Nematoda; Chromadorea; Rhabditida; Anisakidae
Source: the annotation of a GenBank genome assembly
AUGGUCAGUUUUCUUGGUCAGUAUUUCAGUGGUCAGUUUUCUUGACUCAAUCACCCAGUCGGAGGACGCAUCGAAACGCUGCCCUUCGCCGCCUUACUGAAAGGCCCGAAACCGGAAGGCCCAAAUGGCAAACCAUCGCCAGGCAGUGGACCAAAGAAGCCACCGUUAGGUGGUGGACCAAAAAAGCCACCGUCAGGUGGUGGACCGAAGAAGCCUCCGUCGGGAGGGGGACCGAAGAAACCGCCGUUAGGCGGGGGACCAAAGAAGCCUCCGUCGGGAGGCGGACCAAACAACCCACCGUCAGGUGGCGGACCAAAGAACCCACCGUCAGGUGGCGGACCAAAGAACCCCCCAUCGGGUGGCGGACCAAAGAAACCCCCAUCGGGCGGGGGACCAAAGAAACCGCCGUUAGGCGGGGGGCCAAAGAACCCCCCAUCGGGUGGCGGACCAAAGAAACCGCCGUCAGGUGGCGGACCAAAGAACCCACCGUCAGGUGGCGGACCAAG